Botrytis fragariae is the source of this 856-nucleotide messenger RNA. RefSeq names its product putative eukaryotic translation initiation factor 5a-2 protein. The transcript has 4 exons. Bases 99 to 599 code for a protein of 166 amino acids. NCBI's taxonomy places the organism in Eukaryota, Fungi, Ascomycota, Leotiomycetes, Helotiales, Sclerotiniaceae. The record is from RefSeq and is a predicted model, not a curated record. Gene Ontology annotation, biological process: positive regulation of translational elongation; positive regulation of translational termination. Gene Ontology annotation, molecular function: ribosome binding; RNA binding; translation elongation factor activity.
UCCACACCUCCUAAUCUUUUCGCAAUCAUUCUCAUCACGACUCCUCAACUCUAUCAAUUUUUAUUCUAACUCCCCAAACCCCCCGAAUACCUCUCAAGAUGUCUGGAGAAGCCCCAGUUGAUGACUCUCAACAUGAGCACACCUUCGAUUCCGCCGAUGCUGGUGCAUCCACCACCUACCCCAUGCAAUGUUCUGCUUUGAGAAAGAACGGAUUCGUCUGCAUCAAGACCCGCCCUUGCAAGAUCAUCGACAUGUCUACCUCUAAGACUGGUAAGCACGGUCACGCCAAAGUCCAUCUCGUCGCCACCGAUAUCUUCACCGGAAAGAAGCUCGAAGAACUUUGCCCAUCCACCCACAACAUGGAUGUCCCCAACGUUUCCCGUAUCGAGUACCAAUUGCUCAACAUCACUGAUGAUGAUUUCCUCUCCUUGAUGUCUGAAGGAGGUGAACUUAAGGAGGAUGUCAAGUUGCCAGAUGGAGAGGUCGGACAAAAGAUCCGUAGUCUUUGGGACUCCGAGAAGGAUACUAACGUCAUUGUCCUCACUGCUAUGGGUGAGCAACUCGCUAUCGAUGGAAAGGAGGCACCAAAAUCUGGUUAAAUAUCUGAAAAGGAAUGGUACCGAGAUUUUCGCAAUAGCAUGGGUUGUUUUGCGUGAAUAUCUGUUCACUCGAAGGUCCUUCAAAUUCAGAGGAAUAUGAUAUUUCCGGAUAUCUGCUUUCUUAUGGUCUACGUUGGGGCGAUUUGAUCUACGAAAACUUGGUCACACUGGUUAUCUUAUCUCUCCUAGCUCCCCCAGUAUCAUAAUUUCAUAGCUAAUUGCUGUUUUAUGAUAUCCUUGACCGGCGUAGUCAAGCG